AUGGAAACAGUAGGAUAUCUCAGAACAUCUCGUUUCAAGCGAUUUUCCAUUUGGAAAUCUCUCUUAUCUGCAAUAAGAGUGUUGCUGCGAAUUGCAACAAAGUUCAGAAAGAAGAACAAAGAGACUAAAACUAAUGACACAGAACUCAUCACGCAGGCUGAGAACCAGAUCCUUAGAGCUGUGCAGUUAGACACCUACCCUAGAGAGACUGAAGCUCUAAUGGACAAUAGACCCAUACCGCGGACAAGCUCCAUUCUAAAGCUUGCACCCUUUAUAGACGACGAAGGGAUCAUAAGAGUGGGAGACAUUUCCAUGAACAGACUGAGCAUCAGGGAAGACAUCUCACAGAAGGUGCUGAGAAAGGCAGGAUUCUGGAUCACUGGAGGAAAACGCCUUAUAUCCUCCAUACUCUUUCAUUGUGUAAUCUGUCGUAGAUUGCGCGGGAAGUUUGUAGAACAAAAGAUGAGUGACUUACCUAGAGACCGUUUGACACCUUGUCCACCGUUCACAUUUGUUGGUGUUGACGUGUUCGGUCCGUGGGAUGUGUUAACCAGACGCACACGUGGAGGAAGUGCCAACUCGAAACGUUGGGCUGUGAUAUUUACUUGCUUGUACUGUCGAGCAGUACACUUUGAACUCAUUGAGGAAAUGAGUACAGGAUCAUUCAUCAAUGCUAUGAGGAGAUUUUAUGCUAUUCGUGGUGAAGUCAAAGAAUUUAGAUCCGAUAGAGGUACCAAUUUUGUUGGAGCCGCCGACGUACUACACAUGAAGGUCAUUAAUGUAGAGGACUCAGAAACGAUCUCAAUGUUGGAGGACCAUAGAACUGGGUGGAAAAUUCAAUCCCCCUCAUGCGUCCCAUAUGGGUGGGGUAUGGGAGCGGCUUAUCGGAGUUGCGAGACGCACUCUGGAUAA
Saccostrea cuccullata (small rock oyster) is the source of this 912-nucleotide messenger RNA. RefSeq lists its product as uncharacterized. Gene Ontology annotation, molecular function: nucleic acid binding. The record is from RefSeq and is a predicted model, not a curated record. NCBI's taxonomy places the organism in Eukaryota, Metazoa, Mollusca, Bivalvia, Ostreida, Ostreidae. The transcript has 2 exons. The coding region runs from base 1 to 912 and encodes 303 amino acids.